AUGUCGAUCACGAAGGCGAUUGCAGUUGUUGUGGUGUGGCUCUUAACAUCCAGCGUCUUUGCAACGCCCCAUGGGUUUCAAAACACCUCACCUGCCCGGAAAUAUGCUCGUCGCAUGUCGAAUUACCACUUGAACAAACGUGAUGACUGUGACGGAACAAGCUGUCCUGAUGGCUGCUACCAAGGAACAAAUGAUGUCUGUUGUUCUGGCGGAGGUGCUGUCGACGCUGGAGACAUCUGCUGCAAUGACUCGGCUGGAGGCGGCUGCGCUAUCGGGCUAACUUGUGGAUUUUGCGAUGGUGAUGGCGUGUGCUGCAGCGAUAAAUCAUGCUCGGUUCUGGUCAACACGAAUGGAGUCUCGAGUACUGUGACCGGGACUGCCUGCUCGCCCGGGUCGACUCAGCCAACCGUGCCACCCGUGACGACGCCUCCACCGGUCACGCCUCCAGCAGUCACGCCCCCGCCAGUGAGUGUGAACCCACAUAACUUGACCUGUGGCUGGAUAAACGGAAACUCAAGUGACCCAUAUACCUGUCAGCCGCACAGCACAUGCGUCGUCAACGAUGAGUUCAAUGCUUUCGCAUGCUGCGAUUCCAAGGGAUCUUGCGACUUCAGGACUGCAUGUGUUUACAACGGAAACCCGGUGUGCCUCUCAUCGAAGUCAGGUGAUUGUUACCACUUCGAUUGGACCAUCGACUGUAUUGGUAACGCUGCCCAUUGCGUCUACAAUACGAUGCCUCCGAAAACCACUAGUUCGGGAGGUUCGGGAACGGUUUCAGGCUCCUCCUCAAGCGUCACCGGCUACAUAUCGGCGAGGUGCCAAAGGAACACAGACACCACAACGGUUCUGCCUGUCUUUACGGGCGGGCCGACAUAUUCGCAAUAUCCGAUCGAGUAUUCCGACUUGCUGGCAUCUAUCAGUCCCUCAAAAACAUCCUGA
This is a messenger RNA of Fonsecaea multimorphosa CBS 102226, 939 nucleotides long. RefSeq lists its product as uncharacterized. The coding region runs from base 1 to 939 and encodes 312 amino acids. The record is from RefSeq and is a predicted model, not a curated record. The transcript has 4 exons. NCBI's taxonomy places the organism in Eukaryota, Fungi, Ascomycota, Eurotiomycetes, Chaetothyriales, Herpotrichiellaceae.